Dendroctonus ponderosae (mountain pine beetle) is the source of this 603-nucleotide messenger RNA. RefSeq names its product sodium/calcium exchanger regulatory protein 1-like. Gene Ontology annotation, molecular function: fatty acid binding. Gene Ontology annotation, biological process: fatty acid transport. Gene Ontology annotation, cellular component: nucleus; cytosol. NCBI's taxonomy places the organism in Eukaryota, Metazoa, Arthropoda, Insecta, Coleoptera, Curculionidae. The record is from RefSeq and is a predicted model, not a curated record. The transcript is spliced from 5 exons. Bases 135 to 536 code for a protein of 133 amino acids.
AGAAAGCAGUUUGGGGUCAUUGAUAGCUGUUUACAAGCAAAUUGGUCGCAGUUGCGCAAGUUCUUGUCAAGUCACAGCAAAACAGUGUGUGUUAUUUUGGUAAAUAAACCAAUAUCAGCCUAUUUCCAAUCAAAAUGGUGUUAAUAGAAGGAAAGUACGCGCACCAAAAAAGCGAGAAUCUGGACGAGUAUUUCAAAGCAAAUGGGGUUCCAUACAUUCCAAGGAAAAUGAUGUGUUCCACUAAUCCUACAGUGGAUAUCUCCAAGUCUGGAGACAAAUGGACCAUUACCACUACCACUAUGUUCAGAACAGUUGCCUAUACAUUUAAGCUGGGCGAAGGAUACGAAGAGCACAUGCCUGGCACAGUGUUAAAGAGCACAACGACCCUUGAGGGCGACAAGCUAAUUACAGUCUGCGUUGCGCCAAAUGGAUCAGAAACAGUCAGAACGUACAGUUUUUCAGAUGAAGGAAUGAUUCUUACUUACAAGCACAAAGAGUCUCAACAAGAAGCAAUCCGCCAUUUCAAGAGAUUGUAACGUUGCCCCACUUUUUUGUAAAGUGCAACAGACAAGAGUUUUUCAAUAUAUAAUAACUCAAAAUUUA